AUGCUCUACACAGCCACAAAUAAAUAUUUUUUAUUUCUUUUAUUGCCCUUAUUAAUUGCAUCUACUUUACUAAAUCGACUCAGUGAACAGAUUUUAUCUUCUAAAAAUGAUUCCGAUGUGAGUUAUUUAAUAUCGGAAGUUGAUUAUCGAUGCGCUGACGGUUGGGAACGAUAUGGUCGUAAAUGUUUUCGGAUUUAUACAGUCGAGCGAUCAUGGCCACAGGCUCUUGCGUUAUGUGCAAGAUAUGGUAGUAAUUUGGUGCGAAUUGAUUCAUACAAGCAAAAUCAGUUUUUAAGUCGAUUAAUUAAUCGGCCACAACGAAGUGGUUUGUUAUCCGUUCCAAACGAUUUUUGGAUAGGUAUCGUGGCACAAAAAACAGAAGGAGAAGAUGCACUGUUUUUAUGGUCAGAUGGCAGCGUUGCGUCACGAUAUGUUGGCUUCUGGGGCGAAGGCCAACCUGAUUAUAGAACUGGAACUUGCGCAAAGGUUUCGUUAGAACCAUCAAAAGUACUUAGUUGGAAUUUGGAGACAUGCAGCCUAUUAUUGCCAUUUAUAUGUGAGCUACCAGCGUGCAUACAAGGAUCAUUCUUUUGUCACAAUGGAAAAUGCGUUCCUCAGUCUGCUCAUUGCAAUGGUAUCAAUGAUUGUGGUGAUUAUAGUGAUGAAUUUAACUGUCCAACAUCACGAAGAGAUUCCGAUUGUCUAAAAUAUGAGAAAGGAGAAUCGGGGAAAAUUCAAUCACUUAAUUAUCCAUCGCCAUAUGCUGCAAAUAUUAAAUGCAAAUGGAUUGUAGAAGGACCGAUAAACUCUCGAAUUCAUUUGACUUUCGAUUCAUUCGAAACGGAAGAAUAUCAAGAUCUGGUCACGGUAUUAGAUGGUGGUCCAGCGGAAAAUUCAUCGAUGGUUAUCGCGAUAUUAUCUGGCACAGAAAAGCCUGGCACUUUAAUUUCAAGUACCAACGUCGUGAUUGUUAAUUUUAAUAGCGAUUCUCAUCUACAAGCUCGUGGAUUUCAAGCGAGUUGGAGAGCCGUAUCUGUUUCGUGUGGAGGUGUUUUAAAUGCGCAACCAUACGGUCAAAAACUAAUAAGUCCCGAAUAUCCUAAAAAUUAUCCGAAUGGUUUAGAAUGUGUUUGGAAAAUCAAUGCAGCUGCAGGACAACUUAUUUCAUUUUAUGUUGAAGAUGUGGAUUUAGAUUAUCCGAAUGAUUUUCUUUUAAUAUAUGAUGGAGAAACUCCGUCAUCUUCCGUUCUGGCUCGUUUAUCCGCGAAUUUCAGCGAGCCACAACUUAUUAUAACAAGCCAAAGUCAUGCUUAUAUUUAUUUCCAUUCAAAUUUUAUACAUAGUGGCCGAGGAUUCAGUCUUACUUAUAAAAGAGGCUGCUCGAAUAAAAUUCUCCAAAAUGAGGGAAUGAUAAUUUCACCUGGUUACAACGCUGUACCUUAUCCAAACUCGCAGAGAUGCAUCUAUACCAUUGAAUUACCGGACAGUAAGUCGGAUCAACCACUUGCUUUCAUCGUAAAUAGUUUCGAUGUUGCAGAGGAUGAUCGACUUUUGAUUUAUGAACAAACGGAGGAUGGCCGAGCACUUCAUCCGGUGAAUGGUUUUAGUGCCAAUUCUCGGCCACCUAAAAGUAUAUUUGCACAAAGCAGUAUUGUGAAAUUAAUUUUUGAGACUAAUUCGAUAAGAAAUGGACGCGGUUGGAAUAUCACUUUUUCAACAAACUGUCCUCCAUUGGUCCCUCCAAAAAUGGUUUCUCUAUCCACAAAAACUUCGGCUUUUGGCACAAAAGUCACGGUGUCUUGCUUACGUGGUUUCGAAUUUCGUACUGGACGUGGACCAAUGUUUGAUGUGACUUGUCUUUUAGGUGGCAAGUGGACAGAGGAUCACAUUCCUGAUUGUCAACCAGUUUAUUGUUCAGCAGUACCACAAAUCGCUAAUGGAUUCGCCUCAUCAGCCACUAAUGUUUCCUUUGGUGGAUCGGCUAGAUAUAAUUGUUAUGAAGGCUUUAGUUUUCCGAGUGGAAAAGAAUCAGAAGGAAUUUAUUGCACGGAUGAAGGACGAUGGACACCAACUCCAGCUUGCAAGGCCCAGACUUGCCCAGCUCUAGCACCUUUCUUAAAUGGUGAGCGAAUACUUGAAUUUGGCGAUGGAACAGGAUAUGGUACUGUUUUUCGCUUUGAAUGCGCACCUGGAUUCAGAAGGAUUGGAGCAGCAACACUUCUUUGUCAAGCUAAUGGCAUAUGGUCAUUCUCACAGCCUCAUUGUAAAAGAUUAUCAUGUACAAAUAUACCGCGAAUAACAAACGGUGCGAUAAUAAUGGGAGAACGAUUCGAAUUUGAAGAUUCAGCACGCAUUCAGUGCCAUCCAGGUUUUAGGUCAGUAGGAGCUGAAUCGCUCAAAUGCUUAGCAAAUCAAACACUAAGUGAUGUGGCCGAAUGUAGAGAUAUAGACGAAUGUGCUGAAGGUUCAGCUGUAUGUAAUAUUCAAAGUACGAAAUGCUUUAAUAUGCCUGGCGGUUAUCAUUGUCAAUGCUUAUCAGGAUUUCAACCACAUCUUUCAUGUACGUCUACAUCUGUUCUUGAUGCUAUGAAUAUUGAAGCCACGUCUGAAACUGCCGAUUUUCAUGCGAACGACUACUCAUCUACGGGCUGGUGUGCAAGUACUGAUGAUAAAUCGAGAGCAAUAACUAUUACAUUUGCUGUCCCAAAAAUUGUGGAAAGAUUGCGCGUGGAGAAAACUUCUAAUGGUGCCUAUCCCAUUGCUAUCGAACUCAAGUAUUCCAAUAGAACAGGAAUACCUUUGAUUCCAUAUUCUGCAUCAAACGUGACGAAACUUGUUACAAAGAAUGUUGCUAUUAUCGGUGGUGAACUGCUUGUACUUCCGCGGCCAAUCGAAGCUCGAGUUUUAGAAAUAAUCAUUGUUGAAUAUUCAUCUCAAAGCUGUGUGAAAUUCGAAAUUCUCGGAUGCCACAAGACCAAUUGCAUAGAUAUAAACGAAUGUGAGAUCAACAAUGGUAAUUGUGAACAAAUUUGUAUAAAUUCACAGGGAUCAUAUAGGUGCGCAUGCGAAACAGGUUACGACUUACUGGCAGUAGACGGUCAAGGCGGAUUCCGCAUUAAAGAAGGUGAAACUGGCUUGAACUCAAUGGAUGUCAUUCGAUUCAACCAAACAUGUGUACCACGAAUGUGUUCCCCAUUAUCAUCGCCCCUUAAUGGACUUCUGCUUUCUACAGCAAAAAAAUUCUAUUUCCCAAUGGUAGUUCAAUUCCAAUGCGAUUUCGCUUAUCAGAUGAUGGGUGCAAGCCAUUUAAAAUGCAUGCAAGAUGGAACAUGGAAUGGAUCGGCGCCACUAUGCUUGCCUGCUACAUGUCAAGGUGUUUAUAAUAAUUCAGCGAUUGGUCUUUUCGUUUCACCAGAAAAUAGUACUGUUGCGUAUGGACGUAAUGUGACCAUUGUAUGCAGUCAACAAAAUCGUCCAUCAGGUAACUCUUUGCUUUCCUCAUUUCGCCAAUGUAUCUAUGAUCCGCAAGACGAUGGUCGUGAUUACUGGCUUUCUGGUCCUGAUGUUGAUUGUCCUCUCGUUGAUUGUGGCCCUCCGCCAUCAUUAGCAGGAGCUUUCUAUGAAGGAGAUGAUUAUUUUUAUAAGGUUGGAUCAUCUUUCACAUUCAGCUGUCGGCCACCGUACAGCCUUGUCGGUAAAUCGAGUUACGAUGAUAGAACAAUACGAUGCAAUGUCGAUGGAAAUUGGGAUUUAGGCGAUCUUCGUUGCGAGGGCCCAGUUUGCAUAGAUCCUGGAUUUCCUGACGACGGCCAAGUUCAUUUGGAAUCGGUGGAAGAAGGUGCACAAGCUAAAUUCUCAUGCAACCGUGCUGGUUAUCGGCCAUUUCCAUUCGAUACUAUCAAUUGUACACUAGGAACAGCAUGUGUUUUAGCUGAAGAUGUCGGGAUCUCAUCUGGAUUCAUUCCUGAUGGUGCUUUUGCUGAUAAUUCUGAUUCUACUAAUUGGGGAUAUGAACCCCAUAAGGCGAGAAUGUCAUCUACAGGUUGGUGUGGUUCUAAAGAUGCUUUUAUAUUCUUAUCAGUUGAUCUUCAACGAAUAUAUACUCUUACAACUUUACGUAUGGCUGGUGUCGCCGGCAGUGGUCAUCUUCGUGGCCACGUAACAAAGAUGCAAUUGUUUUAUAAAGUCCAAUACAGUCAAAACUAUGAUACAUAUCCGAUUGAAUUUGAGACUCCAUCAGGAAACCACAAUGCAAUGCAUCAAUUCGAACUAAUACCACCACUACGAGCCAGAUAUAUUCUGCUUGGUGUUACUGAAUAUGAACAGAAUCCUUGCAUUCGGUUUGAUAUGCACGGAUGUUUAGCACCACUUUCUGUUGCUCAUGAAAUUCCUUCUCAUCUUCAGGUUGGCUGGAAUGCGUCGGUUCCUCAAUGCAUUGACAGUGAACCGCCAACUUUCCAUAAUUGCCCAUCAAAUCCAGUAUAUGUCCUGACAGAUGAAAAUGGCCAGUUAACACCAGUAAUGUUCGAUGUUCCAAGAGCUGCCGACAACUCAGGAUCAGUCGCUUAUAUUCGUGUAAUUCCUGAAGGCUUUGAACCACCUCAGUUCAUAUCGCAUGAUAUUGAUGUCAUUUAUACUGCUUUCGAUGAUGCUGGAAAUAGUGCUGAAUGCAUUGUCCAAAUUAGAAUCCCAGAUUCGCAACCGCCUGUAAUGAAAUGUCCCGAAUCAUAUAUAAUUCCGGCAGCUGAGGGUGAAUUUGAAAAAACUGUGUAUUUUGAUGAAAAUUCCGUGCAAAUGGUCAUUCAAGAUAUUUCCAAUAUUUCCGAAGUGACGUUCGAUCCUAGCGAAGCGCAGUUAACUCUCGGCUCUUAUGUUACUGUGGAUGUCACUGCAACUGAUAGCGUUUCGAAUAGAAAUAAAUGCAAAUUUCAAGUUUCAUUUCAAGCUGAACCGUGUUCUACUUGGUCGCUCUACGCAGAGGACAAUGUAGAAAAAAAAUGUGCUAAACAAGGACCAACGAUGACUUGUACAGUUCAUUGCAAAUCUGGGUAUACAUUUAGCGACGGAGAAAAUAUUCCGCAACGAUUUAUUUGCACAGGUGGAACAUGGAAUCCAUCUAGUAUUGCUCCAGCUUGUGUGCCCAUUGCUCAGGAACCAGCCAGAUAUGAACUGGUGGUUUCAAUUAAUUAUUCAAUUCAGACACCAGUUGGCUCAGAUUGCCUUAAAGGAUACUCUGAAUUCAUUGCAACAUAUUUCGAUGCUUUGGACGCUUCAUUGUCUCAGCGAUGUUCGUCAUCCGUGGAGGUUUUCGUUCGAUUUCUUAACGUACGCUUUUAUAGUGUAGCAGAUGGACUAAUGGCGAAAUAUGUUAUUCAAAUUUUGCCUACUGUACUUCAAGACGUCUUUUAUGAACUCUGUGGACUAACUUUGCGAACGAUUUUCGAUUUAAGAAUUCCAGGAGCCACAAUGCCAAUUCGUAAUCUGCUUUCAAUAAGUGGUGAGACAAUAGCAACCCAAUCGCUUGGUUGCCCAUCAAUGAACGCUACGAAAACCUCUAUAACUCAAGGAUUUGGUUGCGCAGAUGGUGAAGUUUUAAGAGGAGGAAAAGACGAUUCUCUUCCCGAAUGCCUGCCUUGUCCAAAAGGAACCGUUAAUGUCAACAAUACUUGUGAAAUUUGUCCAUUGGGUAGUUAUCAAGAUGAACGUGCCCAGACAUCUUGCAAACCAUGUCCAGAUCAGACAUAUACUCAAUUUCCAGGAUCACAUUCAGUCAACGCUUGUCUUCCUGUAUGUGGUAAUGGGAUGUUCAGUGAAACUGGUCUUAUUCCUUGUCAACUUUGUCCACGUCAUAGUUUUUCUGGACCUCCGGUUUCUGGUGGUUAUAAACAAUGCGAUCCAUGUCCACAGGGAUCUUAUACUGCUAAACUGGGAUCAACUGGGCCAUCUCAAUGUAAACAACCUUGUCCAGCUGGUCAUUUCUCAUUAACUGGUUUAGAACCUUGUUCUGCUUGCCCAAUUAACUGGUAUCAACCCGCAGUAGGUCAACAAAGAUGUAUUGAAUGCUCCAAUGAUACAGUGACUCGUGGCGUCGGUACAGCUGAUGUUACUGACUGCUUACCAGUGGAUUGCUUAUCUGUCAAAUGCGAUAAUAAAGCAAGUUGUGCUGUCGAAAAUCAUAAAGCUGUAUGUCUAUGUCGACCAGGAUACACUGGCAAAUACUGUGAAGAGCAAAUGCCUUUAUGUGAUACUCAACCAUGCUUCAAUGAAGGAAUAUGUGAAGCGGCUUCGGGAACUUUUCGAUGCAUUUGUGCACAAAAUUACACUGGAAGUCGUUGUCAAUUUGGACCUGAUGAAUGCAUUGGCAUGAGUUGUCCUAAUGGUGGAGUGUGCCAAGACCUUCCUGGACUUGGGACAACGAAAUGUAUUUGCAGGACUGGGUUUACUGGUCCAUCUUGUUCACAAAUCGUUGAUCCAUGCUCUCUCGAUAAUCCAUGCAAGCAUGGUUCGGACUGUGUUCCGCUCCAACUUGGUCGAUUUAAAUGCAAGUGCUUGCCAGGUUGGACUGGGCCAACUUGCCAAAUAAAUGUUGAUGACUGUGCUGACAAGCCUUGUGCUUUAAAUGCGACUUGCUCAGACCUCGUUAAUGACUUUCGAUGUGAUUGUCCUCCUGGUUUUGGCGGCAAAAGAUGCCAUGAAAAAAUUAACCUUUGUGCAGAAAAUCCAUGUGUGAAUGGUUUAUGUGUCGAUACUUUGCACCAGCAACGAUGUGUUUGUGAGCCAGGCUGGACUGGUCAUUUAUGUGAUAUUAAUAUAGAUAACUGUUCAAAUCAUCCAUGCCUUAAUGGUGCUACUUGCAAGGACCAGAUUGAUGGCUUCCAUUGUCUAUGUGCGCCCGGUUAUCAUGGUUCAUUAUGUCAACAUAUGACUGAUCAUUGCGCAACCUCACCAUGUCGUAAUAAUGCCACAUGUGUUAAUAGAGGUGCGCAAUAUCUUUGCGAAUGUCCACUAGGAUUUGAAGGAACACAUUGUGAGCAUAACAAAAAUGAAUGCGAUUUAUUGCAUAAAUGUUCUCAAGAAGGAACUGAAUUGUGUGAAGACCUUAUCAAUGGAUUCAAAUGCAAUUGCCGUUAUGGAUAUGUUGGCGAAUUAUGUGAAACUCACAUUGAUCUCUGUGCUUCGGAACCAUGCUUGAACAACGGAACGUGCAUUGAUGGAGGAUCACAGUUUCGUUGCGAUUGUCCGCGUGGAUGGAAAGGAAUAAGGUGUGAGGAAGAGGAUGGCUUAUGCGCUCUUAAACCUUGUCACAAUGAUGCACAUUGUGUUAAUCUUGUUGGCGAUUAUUUUUGUGUUUGUCCUGAGGGUGUAAAUGGUAAAAAUUGCGAAAUUGCGCCAAAUCGAUGCCUCGGUGAACCCUGUCAUAAUGGAGGAGUCUGUGGUGAUUUUGGUUCACGAUUAGAAUGUACUUGCCCCAAGGAUUACAUUGGUGAUGGUUGCCAGUAUGAACUCGAUGCUUGCCAAGAAGCAGUUUGUCAAAACAAUGCUAAAUGUGAACUUGUCGGCGAUGGUGGUUAUAAAUGUAUUUGCGAAUCAGGUUUCACCGGCAAGGAUUGCGAAACAAAUAUUGACGAUUGCUCGCCGACGCCGUGCCCACUUUCCGCCACCUGUUUGGACCAGGUUGGUGGCUAUUUUUGUCAAUGUCCAUUCAAUAUGACCGGGACGAUGUGUGAUAAAGCAGUUGAUGAGGAUUAUGACCUCCAUUUUUAUGAUGCUAUUUUUCCUGCAUCUGCAGCACUUUCAGUCCCCUUCAGAUUCACAUCUAAUUCAUUCUCUCUAUCAUUGUGGAUGCAAUUUGACGUGCCACUUUCACAUGGGACAAUUUUUACUUUAUAUAAUAGCCAGGAACUCAAUUACCCAUCAAAAGUUAGCGAGAUUAUUCAAAUAUCAGCUGACAGUGUACAUUUGAAUAUCUUCCCCGAUGAAACUCCACUUGUACUUCACUUUCCAUCAAGUCAGCGUCUUAACGAUGGUAAUUGGAAUAAUCUUAUUAUAACUUGGAAAUCAUCGGAUGGAGCGUAUUCUCUAAUUUGGAAUGCUGUUCGAAUUUAUGCUGAUACUGGUUACGGUAAAGGCAAAACGGUUAAUAUAAACGCUUGGAUUUCGCUUGGCGAACCGUUAAAUGAAAUAUCUAAUGAGGCAAAAUUCGUUGGAUCUAUAACGCGUGUUAAUAUGUGGAAUAGAAUGCUCGAUUUUGAGGAAGAAAUCCCUAAUAUUUUCAGUGAAUGCCAACAGAGAAUGGAAAUAUAUAGUGGACUUGUUCUUAGAUUCGCCGGUUACAAUCGUAUGUCAGGAAAAGUCGAGAAAGUGGUGAAAAGUUCUUGUGGCAGAUAUGCUAGUGAUAAAGGACGAUCAAAGACGAUAAAUGUUGAAGCGUGCCCAAAUGAUAUCUUUAUUACGACUCAUCUGAAAGAAAUGAAUGUAACAUGGAAAGAACCGAAGUUCUCUAGCAAAUAUGGUAUUCAAAGCGUUGAAAGGAAUCUUAAGCCAGGCCAAGUAUUCACUUGGGGAGAGUAUCUCGUUAUUUAUUUGGCCAAAGAUAAUGUUUCUUUUGUAGAAUGCACUUUUAUGAUUCGUGUGCACUCAGAAUUUUGCCCUGAUCUCGACGAGCCUGUACAUGGUGUGCAAGCUUGUGAAUCUUGGGGUCCUCAUCUUCGCUAUAAAGCUUGCUCAAUACAAUGCGAAAGUGGAUAUGAAUUUAGCGUUGAACCACCAAUAUUUUAUACAUGUGCUGCUGAUGGUAUGUGGAGACCUCGUCCACAAAAUGCUCAUAUCUUUCGAUAUCCGCAAUGUUCAAAGUCGCAGCCAGCUGUUCGAUUGGCUGAAGUUAGUAUCAAUUAUCCGAUGUUAUCAAUUUGUAAUUCAGCAGGAAAAAAUAUCUUGGCUGAGAAACUUGCGCAGCGAAUAGAUCUGCUUAAUAAUAGGUGGCGCAUAUUUGCACCAAGAAAUGGAAGUAAUAUUUCACCAUUUAACAUAAGCGUAAUUUGUCCCGCAGAUGAAAUGCUAAGGAAACGGCGUGAUGCUUCAGAAUCCUUCCAAGUCAAUAUAGCAAUUCCUCUCACUUCUGAUAUAGUCGAAGAUCAGAGAACUAAUCGCAAAGCAAAAGUGAUCGAUGUUUUGGAAGAUGAAAUCCUUAUCAAAGAUAUUCUUAACUUAGAACAGUUGUUUCCCAAUGGUCGUCCCGAUUUGAAUUCAUUUCUCUUGGUCGAACGAUAUUUGUGUGAUAAAGGCCAAGUUAAUGUCCGUAAUCUUUGCGUUGAUUGUUCACCUGGCACAAAAUAUAAUGUAAUUAGUCAAAAAUGUGAAUUAUGUGGUGUUGGUGAAUAUCAACCACUUUCCGGCCAACAUUUCUGUACACCAUGCCCCGAUGGCUAUAUAACCGCCACACCAGGAUCGAUUUCGCAUGCAGAUUGUAAAAAAGCAUGCGAUGCGGGUUAUAUGUUCAAUUUGUCGAGUGAUUCCUGUGAACCGUGCGGUUUGGGAUUCUUUCAAUUCUCUGUUGGUUCAUUUAGUUGUGUACCGUGUGGAGUGGGAAAAACGACCCUAAGUGAGACAUCGACCAGUGAAGAUGAAUGUCGUGAUGAAUGUUCUGAUGGCGAACAUCUCGUUCAAGCUGGCGUUUGUCUUCCUUGUCCUCUUGGUACAUAUCGAACUAAAGGAGUCCACAAGCAUUGUAUUGAAUGUCCAGCUGGAACUACAACAGAAAACGUUGCAUCUGUGAAACGAAUGCAAUGUAAUAUACCGAAAUGUGUUGCUGGACAAUUCCUUGUCACUACAACGAAACAAUGUCAAUUUUGCCCACGUGGUACCUAUCAAGACGAAGAAUUACAAGCAACAUGUAAACUUUGCCCAACAGAUCAUAUAACUGCCGCUCAAGGUGCAACUCGAGAAAGUCAAUGCUAUUCAACGAAUCAGUGCGCAACUGGCGAAGAUAAUUGCUCUUGGCAUGCUCUUUGCAUUGAUUUACCUGACGAAAAUGAUUUGCCAUCAUUUGAAUGCAAAUGCAAACCUGGUUACAAAGGGAAUGGAACUCACUGCCAAGCGAAUCAGCUUUUAGAUGCUUGCAAUAAUUUCUGUUUAAAUGACGGAAUUUGUAAGAAAAAUCCAAUUGGUUAUGUUGAGUGUUCAUGCAAAGAUAAUUUCUCCGGUGAACGGUGCGAGAUACGGUUCCAACCGAAAACGCAAAAAGUGGCGAUGAUUACUGCCGGAAUUGGAAUAGUAGUCGCCAUUCUUAUCGUCAUUGUUAUCAUUAUUUGGAUGAUAUCAUAUCGAUUUAACACUAUUCGCGAGUCAUCAGAUUUAGAAAAAACAGCCGUUGAGGAAACGAGUCAAACAAAUUUCUUUUAUGGUCAUAAUGUUGAGCCACCAAGACCGAUCGGUUAUUAUUAUGAGGAUGAUGAUGAAUAUGAUAUGAAAACAAUGUAUGUUGGUGAAGACGAAAAAGAUUUAGAAGAAAGAAUACGAAAUGCUCAAGCGCAUAUGUAUAUUCCCUCAUCAAACAGGAAUGAGUGA
Molecule: messenger RNA, 10566 nt
Organism: Dracunculus medinensis (Guinea worm)
Lineage: Eukaryota; Metazoa; Nematoda; Chromadorea; Rhabditida; Dracunculidae
Source: the annotation of a GenBank genome assembly